Messenger RNA from Cataglyphis hispanica, 555 nucleotides. Its product is annotated as cilia- and flagella-associated protein 251-like. The transcript is spliced from 4 exons. Gene Ontology annotation, cellular component: motile cilium. Bases 1 to 555 code for a protein of 184 amino acids. Lineage: Eukaryota; Metazoa; Arthropoda; Insecta; Hymenoptera; Formicidae. The record is from RefSeq and is a predicted model, not a curated record. Gene Ontology annotation, molecular function: protein binding.
AUGGCGAUGCAUGCUGUUGCUUCUUCGUCAAUUUCCGAUCAAUUUCGAAUAGAUACCGAAAAUAAAACUAUUGAAAAAACCGCGAGAGAAAAAUACCACAAGCGAACAUACACGGAGUAUGAUCGUUGCCCGAUCAAGUUGAAAUGGUCCUUCGGCAUAAAUCCGCAAGUACCGGUGAUAAAUCUAACGACAAGAAAUCGUACGAUAGUAGCAUAUGCUUGUUCACAUAUAGUUAUAAUUUACAACUAUGUUUCAAGAGAAAUGUUGCCGCUUAUGGGCCAUCGUAAUGCCGUGGGAACAUUAUCCACUUCACGAGACGGCAAAUGGUUGCUGACAGCGAAUUUUGGAAAAGAUUCCAUAAUGAUGGUCUGGGAUACGGAAAAGGGGGUACCUGUAUGCACUUUAUUCAAUCCGAAUGCAAGCGAAGACGUGACACUCGCUCGUAUCAGUCCCGAUGCUAAGCAGAUAAUCACUGUCAGCAACGGGAAGUGUCAGAAUGUAUAUGUCUGGUUGUGGACCCAUGGAAGGGACAAACCAGACGGUUUGCUCCCUUAA